UUUCUUUAGGAUGCAUUUAAUGCAAUCAAUUGUCUUUACAAUGGCACGAAAGAAUGGAAAAUGAUUGAAUAUAAAUACGAGAAGAUGAUAUAUAAAGCGUGGGAGCCUGAGUACGAGAUUGGUGGAUAUUCAUUGAUUGAAGUUGAUUCCGUAGAUCUUAUUAAAUAUCCCAAAGUCAAGGAUGUUCCUUGGUCCUUCGUUACUGUGAAUGCUGGCGAUUGUUUAUUUGUACCUAAAAGUAAGUUCUUCAUAAAAUUAUCAGGACGUCCUGGUCACAACGAGCAGGAGAUUUAGUCAGGAAUAUUUAUCAUUAAUUUUUAUAGACCCGGAGCGAGGGGGAUUCGGCGUAAUAUUUCUCGAAGUGAUGAUAUUUUCCGAGGGGCUUUGCCCCGAGGAAAAUAUCAUCACUGAGGGAAAUAUCGCCGAAUCACCCGAGCGGAGGGUCUAUAAAUUAUAUAUUAUACCGAAAGUUAAAGAACUCACUAAGAGUCUAAAUUCAGAAUAAACUUUAAAACUUGCUGAAUAUUAACUACGCGAAUACAAUUUUUAAUUUCUUAUGUAUACCUGAGUUUUUGACGUUUCCUCUUUAAAAUAUUUGAUCAUGUAUCCUUUGGAUCAUUAAAGGUAACAUACGUCUUGAGAAUCUUUGGUUAAAUCAAAUCUUCUGUACGAAAUUACAGACAACAGCUGGCGAACGCCAUAUUGUUUCAGAGCGUGGUGUCCACGCGUGAGCGUGGGAUACUAUAAUAUCCCACGGUGGAUCUGCCGUGGGAUAUUAUAGUAUUUCACGCUGCAUUGCGAAAUCAUGAAUUUGAGUGAAAUACCAUAAAAAUCACAUCACGUGGUACAAAUUUAAUGCUGUUUUUUCUUUGGACAAUUUGAAUUUGAGGUAUAAUAUAAUUAGCUCAUUUCCUGCUAGUAGAGAAAAAUAUAAUAGCGGCUCAAACUGAAUUUCCGACGUUUGGGGAACGAGAAAACGGCAAGUUGUUCGCUUUUUAUAGCAUUUACAAAGAUAAAAAAAAAAACAUGAAAAACUCCCACAAAUUGUUUACAGGUUAGAAAAUCAAUUUUUAUAAUUUAGAAUGGUUACAAAGGUUUAAAAUGGCCGAAAGAGCGAAGAUGAAAACAUAUUACAAAAUAGAAAAAUAUUGAAAAUAUCCGAGAAGCAAAGUCUGCGAAUGCAGACCUUGCAUGUGUAUAUAAUAAAACAGUUAUUCCACUCACUUUCGUCGAAUAUGAGCGAUAGCAUCAUCGGCGCUACGCGCCUCAUCGGCUAUCAGCCCAUAUUCGACUCAUAUUCGACCCAUAUUCGACGAAGGCGUUACGUGAAUCUGAAAGGAAGUAUGUACAGAAUGAAAUUCAUAAAAACUUAAACUGAAGUUCUAUGUGGAAAGUCAGCCUAGACCUAAGCCUUCUAGUCUUAUUUAUAUUUUUUUAAUAUUCAGCGCUUUUUCACAUGAAAAGACUGGGACUAGGUGAUUUGGGGGCGGGGCGGAGGAAGCAACCCUAGAAGGCCUAGUAGAUUUCCCAACAACAAGGCCAAAACUGCCCUGAAACUGCCCUGGUUGCGAAAUGCCCAAUUGUUGCGUUCUCAAACAGAAUUAUUUGCAACUUAACGGCGAAUUUAGACCGAUACAGGUAAAAUAAACUCAUUUAUAGUAUAAACUUACUAUUUUUAUUUGUAUGCACGUCUAGAAAAUCGGGUUUUUUAUCAUAAAGUUCGAAGCAACACUAUUAUUUAAUAUGUUGACAAGGUGUAGCCAAAGCACAAAAUGAGUCAUAUACACAACUACAUUAAUAUAUAUUCUCUCACAACUACAUUAAUAUAUAUUCUCUCACAACUACAUUAAUAUAAUUAUAUUCUCUCACAACUACAUUAAUAUAUAUUUUAGCAAGAAGCAGUCUUGUGUUUGUAAAAUAUACAAACACAUAUACAAUCAUAAUUUAUUAAAUAAAACGGAUACAUAUAUUAUUAGCCCGUACAGUACUGUAUAUAAAAACGUACAUUGUUUACAAAUGGUAUAUCCGUAAUAUUUGAACAAUAAUUUCAAAAUCCUCAUUCCCAAUUCGCAAAUAUAGUUAUUCAAAGCAAAACAGUAGAUUGUCUUGCGAAUAAAAGAAUUAUUAUUUUGUGCUUUCGCUUCACCUUGUCAACAUAAUAGUGUUGCUUCAAACUUUAUGAUAAAAAACCCCGAUUUUCUAGACGUGUAUACAACUAAAAAUAGUAAGUUUAUACUAUAAAUGAGUUUAUUUUACCUGUAUCGGUUUAAUUUCGCUAUUAAGUUGCAAAUAAUUCUGUUUGAGAACGCAACAAUUGGGCAUUUCGCAAUCAGGGCAGUUUCAGGGCAGUUUUGGCCUUGUUGUUGGGAAAUCCACUAGGCCUUCUACAGGGUGUAUAAAAAAAACGCAACCUCGGAAUUUCCUAAGAAAUCACUUUGCAAUUCUUAAGCAUAAAAGAUUUUAGGCCCCUGGGAAUUGAAAUCGAAUUGCUAAUAGAUCAUAUUACUGUUGUUGUGCAUUAAAUAAAUGCAUAAAUUUUGCUUUAUGCACUAGCGUGUGCAGUAAUUUUGACAGUUGUGCUAUUUUAAAUACCCAGGCGCCUGAAAUCAUUUGUCUUUAAAACAAUGUCGAUUUCUUGGGAAAUUCCGAGGUUGCGUUUUUUUUUAUACACCUUGUAUUUUUUCGCUUGCGUCAGGCUUGUGUCCUUCCUCCGCCCCGCCCCCAAAUCACCUAGUCCCAGUCUUUUCAUAUGAAAAAGCGCUGAAUAUUAAAAAAUAUAAAUAAAAAUAGAAGGCCUAGGUCUAGGCUGGUGGAAAGUUAUAAGGAACUGCCUACUCCGUAAAUAGUCAACGGAACUUAAGCAUUCAAGAAAUAUCACGGAACUAGUGGAGGAGUUCAAUUCCUUUUUCACGACAGUGGAAUUAAAGCAUCAGAGUCUGCUACUGCACUUUUAACUAAAUAUAAUCUACCAACCAUAGACUUACCAGUACCUGCCCAAAUUCCUGUGUCAGAUCAAUUUCAGUUCCAUACGGUUUCAUGUAGUGAUGUACAGCAGAUCACCAUGUCUUUUUCCUCAAAUAAGGCACCGGGAUUAGAUAAAGUCCCAAUGAGUAUUAUCAAAGAUGCCUUAUCAUGUAUCCUCCCUGCGUUAACAGAUAUUGUUAAUUGUUCAUUGCUUACGUCCGAAUAUCCAACAUUAUGGAAGAUGGCAGAAGUUGUUCCCCCUCUUAAAAGAUGGGGAUCAUGAGAUCGCAGACAAUAAUCGUCCUGUGCCUUUGCUAAUUGCAGUAUCAAAGAUCUGUGAACGAGUUGUAUUGAAUCAAUUGACUGACUAUAUGUCACAAAGGAAAAGAUAUACUGAACACCAAAGUGGCAAUGGAAAAUUACAUUCUACAGAAACAUUAAACAUUUUUAUAACAGAUCAAAUCUUGCCGUCUAUGGAUCGUAAAGAAGUUACGGCCUUAUUUUUAAUAGACUUAUCCAAAGCAUUUGAUAGCUUAGAUCAUUCAAUUCUACUAGUGAAACUUCAAACCAUUGGUGUGUCUAAAUCAGUGUUGGCAUGGUUUAAAAGUUAUCUAUCGGGACGAAGCCAAAUAGUACGUAUUGGGUCGACAUUGUCGGAAACAUGUAUUAUAACUCGGGGGUACCUCAAGGAUCUAUUCUUGGGCCGGCAUUAUUUAACAUACAGAUCAAUGACCUACCCAAUGUUCCAAAAGAGUCCUCUUUGGAAUCUUAUGUGGAUGAUUCGAAAAUCUAUCUGGCAUUUCCAAUUCAGGAUAUUGAAACUGCUGCGUUUAAACUUACACAAGAUAUGGAAAGAAUUACCGCAUGGUACUGUAUAAAUAGUCUGCUAGUGAAUCCAAAGAAAACGAAACUUCUAUUACUGGGUACAAGUCAAAUGCUGAAAAAACUCUCUGGCACAGAUUUCCAUAUAACUGUUCUUGGUGAGAAAAUAAUCCCACUUCAGACGGUUAAAGAUUUGGGAAUGACUUUGGAUUCAAGUUUGACUUACGACAAACAUAUUGUCGAUACCGUCUCAAAAUGUAUCUCUGAAUUAUGCCAAAUCAACAGAGUUAAGCAUAUUUUCGAGAAACACACUUUAUCCCUUAUUAUAAAUGCACUGGUCUUCAGUAAAAUAUAUUAUUGUUCCUCCGUUUGGUCGAACACCUCGAAACAGAAUAUAUCAAAACACCAAAGCGUGCAGAACUUCGCGGCACGCGUUAUUACUGGAAUCAGAAAAUAUGACCAUGUGACGCCUAUCCUUCAGCAGUUAGCUUGGCUUCCAGUUGAGUGUAUGUUAACCGGGAUGCGGAACCUUAUGACAUUUAAGUGCAUGAAAGGGUUAGCUCCGCCAUACUUGUGUGACAAAUUCGAAAUGAGAUUAAAGAUCCACAGUGUUAACACCAGAAAUAUAAGGAUAAGUUAGACAUUCCACUGUAUAAUUCGGCUUCUGGACAGCGAACGUUUCAUUAUCGCGCAGUGUUUAUUUGGAAUGAGCUCCCAAAUCAUAUUAAAGACAUUGACACUUUGGACCGGUUUAAAAUAAAAUAUAAACGUCAUUUAUUGCAUAGAUUUUUAGAAAGUAGUUAAUAUUUUUAGACAAUUUGGACUUGUUUAAAUUAGCAUAUAAACGUUUUUACUGUAUGGAUUUUAUUAGGAAGUAGUUAAUCAUUUUUAAAGUGACAUUACUAAUAAUUAUAAAAUUUUUAAUUUGUGUUUGUUUGUAUGUAUGUAUGUACGUAUGUUUGUGGGUGUAUAUAUAUAUUGUUUGUAGUAUAUAAAUGAUUUGUAAUUACCUGCUGAAAAGCCCUUUUGGGAGCAGACAAUAUUGUAAUAAUAAUAAUAAUAAAAAAAACUCGAUUUCGUAGAAUAACUGUUAAAUAACAAAGCAGAAAAACUUUGUCGAUGGACGGUUCGAAUUCGCUGUGUUUGCAACGAAUUCGAACCGUCCACCGACAAAGUAAGUUAGAACUAUAAUUGUCUGGAACAUUUUCAUGCAUAUUAUUAAUACGUUAUAUAGGAUGGUUUCUCGUGAUAUUUGGAUAAAACAAGACUUCAAAGACCUCAAAUAGCACUCCGCCUUCGGAGCCGUGCUAUUUUACCUAUCUAAAUUCUCUUUGAGAAACUGACUGGUGCAUGUUUUAUCCAAAUUGCACUCGAAACCAUGCUAUUACCUAUACUAACCAUGGGGAAAAUUUAACCUGAGUCCGUUCUCCUCUGGAUAAUAGCGAGUUUAGUAGUCAAGCGAUGUUUCUAUCAACAUGGACGUCAUGCAGAUGGCCGAGUGCGGACUGAAUUUGUGUCAGUUUGUGAUAGUCUUCAAAACAUCUGACGAAAUGCAAGAUUUUUAAGCGCUAUGACGCAAAAUGCCGCCAAAAUUAGUUAUGCUGUAACACUCAAUUAUUGUGUAGACAAGAUUGUCACUUGGAUAAGGUCUGUAUUGAGUACAUGCUCCUAUAGAUAGACCUGACCCUAUUUAUUUCUUUAUUUCUUUAGCUUUGCCAACUAGGGCAGGGUCUCCACAACAGCAUAUGCCAAUUACUGUGGGCCCUUUUUUACCUAACCCACCCUGUCAACUUUCCUUGUGGGAGGAAACCGGAGUACCCGGGGAAAACCCACGGCUUUCGGCAGAGCGUUGACUUUUACUCUUUUCACAUGGGGACUGGGUUCGAGUCGCACUGAGAAGGUACUUAGUGAGACUCGAACCUGCAGCCUCAGAGGUGAAAGGCAAGUGCGCUAACCACUUGGCCACCCUAUAGAUCGCUAUGUACAGUAACAAUUAGAUUACGAGCUCGGGAUUUCUAUGAGGUGAUCAACUAUCACCUCGUAUAAAUCGAGAGAGAGUAAUCUAAUUGUUGUAGUAGAAUCAGAGAUCAAACAUAUUCCAUAAACUAAUUCAGUAAAUUGAUAAGGAUGCCGUUUUUUAAAUGCGCCAGAGAAAUGAUUAUUUUGCUACUCACUAUAUAUGUAUCGAGGAAUAGAUUAGCUAAUCAAAUUACAGCAUUUGCAAUAGUACACCAGUAUGAUUCCACUAAAUAUCUUUAGGUCAUUAUCAUCAAGUCAAUUCAUAUGGCAGUAAUAAUAUUGCCGUGGCAAUCCUGUUUUCUCGUCUGGAUAAACUUGAUGAGUACGAUAACACUGGAUGUGAGACAUUGUCGUAUGUUCCUUUAUCUCAACUUGAUGUUGACUGGAAAUAUCCUGGAUAUGGCAAAAUGAGCAUGGGGAAUACCCACUUAGAAAAUGCAAGGUAAAAAAUGCCCUUUUUAAAACAGUGCUCCAAUACAGCUACAGAUUGUAAAUUCAAGAUAUGAAUUUAGAACCUGAUUUGAGUAAAUAUAAGGUGUCUCCCUACAUUUUUAAAAAUGUGGACAAUGCGUAUAAAUUAGAUAAUCUCUUUGAAGAGAUGUUGCUUGCUAGAAAUCAGAAAUUGUUCAGCAUAUACAGGGUGUGUAUAAAAAGUAGACAAUUUUGAAACUGCUCUCAAUUUCACAAAUCCGUUAAUUUCAUGAUAUUUUUUUAUCAAUAUAGAUUGUUUGGGUACUUAAAAAAAAGUAAAAUAACGAUAUGCAAAUUAGGUAAACGCAUGAAUUAGCAUGCGUGAUGGGCAUUGGUGUCCAAAAAUGUAAGUUUGAGCAGCUAUUUAAAAAUAUUUCAGACUUUUCAGUGAUUUUUCAAAACCUAGCCACGAUGUAAAAUACCCUUUAAUUGAUGAGUUCACAGCAACCAGGUAUAUCAGUCAUGUUCUCGUUCACUACUCUGGUUUUAAUAAAUGAAUGCAAAACUCGAAUUGCAUUCACGACCUAACGUUUCGACACUCCAAUCUAUAUAGUGUCUUCAUCAGAAGUGAUCUGAUGUCGCAACGUGGCUUCUUACAAACCAAUGGGAUGACGUCAUCUACGAUCAUGGUAGAUAUAUUCUUGUGGCAAAUGCACCGUUAUUUCUGUUCAAAUCAGUGAUUACUCAUAUUUUUUGCCACGCUUCCGGGCAAUGUCUUUGCCCUUGGGCAUUGCUAGGUGGUAAUCACUCCAGCGUUUUCCCACGCAAUCACGUGUUUGGUGUCACACACAUUUGGCACAAGAACAUAUCCAUCUUGUUGACAGAUGACGCCAUCUUUGCGACUUCAGAUCACCCCUGAUGUCAAAACGUUCGGUCGUGAAUGCAAUUGAACUUUGCAUUCAUUUAUUAAAACCAGCGAAAACAUGACUGUUAGAAACUCUUUCUAAACUGUUUAGAGAAAUAUUGAAAGAAGCUGUACAAAGAGGGGAGUUAACUUUGGAAUCUAUUCCUAUUUUCCUUAAGGUAUG
This is a messenger RNA of Paramuricea clavata, 7304 nucleotides long. Lineage: Eukaryota; Metazoa; Cnidaria; Anthozoa; Malacalcyonacea; Plexauridae. The record is from the annotation of a GenBank genome assembly.